AUGGGAGAAACCGUCCAGUCGUCGAAUCAACUCCUUUCCCUAAAAGUGAUACGUCUAUCCCGGCCAAAAGUUCCCGAGAAUUCUUCAUUUCCAACAGAUCCUGUUGACCCUUCUCGAUUUUCCGAACUAAUAAAUGCAGCCCUAGGUGCUGGUGAGAAACGAUAUGAAACCCCAAUCGGAGAAUAUUUGAUUGCUCCGCAGAUGUUCGAGAACAUCUAUCUCGGCGAAACGUUUACUUUUUAUAUGAAUGUUGUUAACGACAGUGAUCAGAAAGUUACGGAUGUUUCGGUGAAGUGUGAGUUGCAAACGAAUAGUCAAAGAGUGACUUUAACAACGAACGUGCAAGAUGCCGUCUUGGAACCAACAAAAAGUUCUGGUCAAAUCAUUAGUCAUGAGGUAAAGGAAAUCGGGCAGCACAUCUUGAUAUGCUCCGUCAACUACAAGACAACAGCUGACGAGAAAAUGUACUUCCGAAAAUUUUUCAAAUUCCCUGUUGGAAAACCAAUCGACGUGAAGACGAAGUUUUAUAAUGCUGAGGAUAAUUCGAACAGUGACGUAUAUUUGGAAGCUCAAAUUGAGAACACCUCUGCGACAGCCAUGGUGUUGGAAAAGGUGGAGCUGGAACCUAGUCCUAACUAUACAGUUACCAGUAUAAGGGCAUGUGACGAGGACGAACUUAAUGGGAUGUACUUGAAGCCACGGGAUAUCCGGCAAUUUCUGUUUUGCCUCUCUCCGAAGGAUAUGCAUAAUACUGUAUAUAAAGAUAUGACCAACAUCGGUAAACUGGAUAUGUCAUGGCGAACAAACAUGGGCGAACGCGGACGGUUGCAGACGAGCCCUCUGCAGAGGAUUGCACCUACACAUGGUGAUGUACGGCUCUCAGUGGAGAAUCUGCCAGCUACAGUUCCCGUUCGUAAGCCUUUCACCGUGGAUUGUAGGCUAUACAAUUGUUGCGAGAGAUCUCUCGAUUUACGAUUGGAGCUCCAGAACAGUUCACAGUCUCUUAUCUUCUGCUCUAUCAGUGGCAUUUCAUUAGGACAGGUCCCACCGAAUGGCAGUGUUACUUUCAGUGUCGAGAUACUGCCGAUUUCUAUAGGUUUUCAGUCUAUCUCUGGUAUUCGAAUAGUGGAUUCGUUUAUGAAGAAGAUCUACGAUCACGAUGAUAUCGCACAAGUAUUUGUGAUGUAA
This is a messenger RNA of Necator americanus (New World hookworm), 1188 nucleotides long. RefSeq lists its product as uncharacterized. The record is from RefSeq and is a predicted model, not a curated record. Bases 1 to 1188 code for a protein of 395 amino acids. The transcript is spliced from 12 exons. Lineage: Eukaryota; Metazoa; Nematoda; Chromadorea; Rhabditida; Ancylostomatidae. Gene Ontology annotation, cellular component: TRAPPIII protein complex.